Messenger RNA from Hirundo rustica (Barn swallow), 7704 nucleotides. RefSeq names its product ATPase plasma membrane Ca2+ transporting 2 (gene ATP2B2). Gene Ontology annotation, biological process: calcium ion transmembrane transport; regulation of cytosolic calcium ion concentration. The coding region runs from base 659 to 4396 and encodes 1245 amino acids. The record is from RefSeq and is a predicted model, not a curated record. Gene Ontology annotation, molecular function: P-type calcium transporter activity; PDZ domain binding; ATP binding. The transcript has 24 exons. Gene Ontology annotation, cellular component: postsynaptic density membrane; intracellular membrane-bounded organelle. NCBI's taxonomy places the organism in Eukaryota, Metazoa, Chordata, Aves, Passeriformes, Hirundinidae.
GCCAUCCAGCAGGGACAGACCCUGAGCAGCAGCCUCUGCGUUGAGCUCAGGCAGAGUUGUUUUUAGCCAGUAGAAUUUGUAGGUAAUAUUGGGCACGUCAAAAGAAUUGGCAAAACUUGGAGCUGCUUGAGUGCAAGCUGUGGCGAAGAUGGAAGAAGGAUGUGCAGAAGAUGCCAUGUUCCAUUUCCCAAGGGAUGGGAAGACCCCCAGUGAGGAGGAGGUCUUUCAUGCUGUGGCACAAAGAUCUCAUCGCCUGGUGUGCUAUGUUCAUGUUUUGAAAUCAAGAUUGAUUAGCCAACACGAGAAGACCCAGCUGGUUAUGUGACUCAGAACCCUGUUUAUGAAGCACCCGCUCCUUUUUACAAGACAACUGUCCAGAGGAAGAAAUGACCAUGUAGAUUCUACAGCUUGGGUGCAGCAUAAUGGGAAAUGGUGAAUGGAGUGGAGCUGGUCUGCAGCCUUGAGAGCAGCUGUUCUGUGACCUCCAGUCAGUCAGGGACACUCUCCACGCCAGAGGCAUCCUCCACGUCGCUCGCCGGACACACGCGGGAUUCUUUUUAAUUCCUCGGAUUGGAAUUCAACUUUCCUCUCCUUCAGUUUUUAAACAGUUUUAAGAUUGUAUCAACUACAAACGAGUGGAGCAAUAUAACCAGCCACAAUGGGUGACAUGACAAAUAGCGAUUUUUAUUCCAAGAACCAAAGAAAUGAGGCCAACCAUGCCGGAGAGUUUGGGUGCACACUGCAGGAACUGCGCUCCCUCAUGGAACUCCGAGGGACAGAAGCAGUAGUAAAAAUUAAAGAGACAUAUGGGGAAACAGAGGGGCUCUGCAGACAUCUGAAGACAUCACCAACAGAAGGAUUAGCCGGCACUGCUGCAGACCUAGAAAAAAGAAAGCUUAUUUUUGGAAAAAAUUUUAUACCUCCAAAGAAGCCAAAAACAUUCAUACAGCUAGUUUGGGAAGCGUUGCAGGACGUGACUCUUAUAAUCUUGGAAAUUGCAGCCAUCAUAUCUUUGGGGCUUUCGUUUUAUCAGCCGCCUGGUGAAGGGAAUGAAGGGUGUGGCACCGCAACGGGGGGAGCUGAGGAUGAGGGGGAGGCUGAAGCUGGCUGGAUUGAAGGUGCUGCCAUCCUCCUGUCUGUCAUCUGUGUUGUCCUGGUCACUGCCUUCAACGACUGGAGCAAGGAGAAGCAGUUCCGGGGGCUGCAGAGCCGCAUCGAGCAGGAGCAGAAGUUCACCGUGGUGCGAGGGGGACAGGUCAUCCAGAUCCCCGUGGCAGAGAUCGUGGUUGGGGACAUUGCGCAGGUGAAAUAUGGUGACCUUCUACCUGCUGAUGGGAUAUUUAUCCAAGGCAAUGACCUCAAAAUCGAUGAGAGCUCUUUGACUGGAGAGUCCGACCAGGUCCGCAAAUCCGUGGACAAAGACCCGAUGCUGCUGUCAGGCACCCAUGUCAUGGAAGGCUCUGGGCGGAUGCUGGUGACUGCUGUGGGGGUGAAUUCCCAGACUGGCAUCAUCUUCACUCUGCUGGGAGCUGGGGGAGAAGAGGAGGAGAAGAAGGACAAGAAAGAUUCUUCCCAUCCCUCCUCCCACCCUCCUCCAGCCACAGAUGGUGCAGCAGGUGCAAAUGCCACUGAUAAUGCAAAUGCCAGCUUAGUCAAUGGCAAGAUGCAGGAUGGGAAUAUGGAGAACAACCAGAACAAAGCCAAGCAGCAGGAUGGGGCUGCUGCCAUGGAGAUGCAGCCGCUGAAGAGCGCAGAAGGGGGAGAGGGAGACGACAAGGACAAGAAGAAAUCCAACAUGCACAAGAAAGAGAAAUCCGUCCUUCAGGGAAAGCUGACCAAGCUGGCAGUGCAGAUUGGCAAAGCAGGUCUGGUGAUGUCUGCCAUCACUGUCAUCAUCUUGGUACUGUAUUUUGCCAUUGACACCUUUGUGGUCAACAAGAAGCAGUGGUUGCCUGAGUGCGCUCCUGUCUACGUUCAGUAUUUUGUUAAAUUCUUCAUUAUUGGUGUUACUGUGCUCGUGGUUGCUGUUCCUGAGGGACUCCCACUUGCUGUCACUAUUUCUCUGGCUUAUUCUGUGAAGAAAAUGAUGAGGGACAACAACCUGGUGCGGCACCUGGACGCCUGCGAGACCAUGGGCAACGCCACGGCCAUCUGCUCGGACAAGACGGGCACGCUGACCACCAACCGCAUGACCGUGGUGCAGGCCUACGUGGGGGACGUGCACUACAAGGAGAUUCCCGACCCCGACUCCAUCCCUGCCAAAACCAUGGAGCUGCUGGUCAAUGCAAUCGCUAUCAACAGCGCUUACACUACGAAAAUCCUGCCACCAGAAAAAGAGGGUGGGCUGCCUCGCCAGGUGGGCAAUAAGACAGAGUGUGGCCUCUUGGGAUUUGUCCUGGAUCUGAAGCAGGAUUACGAGCCUGUGCGGAGCCUCAUCCCUGAGGAGAAGCUCUACAAAGUUUACACCUUCAACUCCGUGAGGAAGUCCAUGAGCACGGUCAUUAAAAUGCCAGAUGGCAGCUUCCGCAUGUACAGCAAAGGAGCUUCCGAGAUUGUUCUCAAGAAGUGUUCCAGGAUCCUCAAUGCAGCCGGGGAGCCUCGGAUCUUCAGGCCCCGCGACAGGGAUGAAAUGGUGAAGAAAGUGAUCGAGCCCAUGGCCUGUGAUGGGCUGAGAACCAUCUGUGUGGCUUUCAGAGACUUCCCCAGCAGCCCCGAGCCUGACUGGGACAAUGAGAAUGACAUCUUAUCUGACCUGACUUGCAUCUGUGUCGUUGGCAUUGAAGACCCAGUAAGGCCAGAGGUGCCAGAAGCCAUCCGGAAGUGCCAGCGAGCUGGGAUCACUGUGCGCAUGGUCACCGGCGACAACAUCAACACUGCACGUGCUAUCGCCAUCAAAUGUGGCAUCAUCCACCCAGGAGAGGACUUCCUCUGCCUCGAGGGGAAGGAGUUCAACAGGAGGAUCCGAAAUGAGAAGGGAGAGAUCGAGCAGGAGCGGAUUGACAAAAUCUGGCCAAAGCUCCGGGUUCUUGCUCGCUCUUCCCCCACGGACAAACACACUUUGGUGAAAGGUAUUAUUGACAGCACACAGGUGGAACAGAGGCAGGUGGUCGCUGUGACUGGGGAUGGAACCAACGAUGGACCAGCACUUAAAAAAGCUGAUGUUGGAUUUGCAAUGGGCAUCGCUGGCACAGAUGUGGCCAAGGAGGCCUCGGACAUCAUCCUGACGGACGACAACUUCAGCAGCAUCGUCAAGGCCGUCAUGUGGGGCCGCAACGUCUACGACAGCAUCUCCAAGUUCCUGCAGUUCCAGCUCACUGUCAACAUUGUGGCUGUCAUUGUGGCCUUCACCGGCGCCUGCAUCACCCAGGACUCUCCCCUGAAGGCCGUGCAGAUGCUGUGGGUGAACCUGAUCAUGGACACGUUCGCCUCGCUGGCGCUGGCCACGGAGCCGCCGACCGAGGCGCUGCUGCUGCGCAAGCCCUACGGCCGCAACAAGCCACUCAUCUCCCGCACCAUGAUGAAGAACAUCCUGGGCCACGCCGUCUACCAGCUCACCCUCAUCUUCACCCUGCUCUUUGUUGGUGAGAAAAUGUUUAAGAUUGAUAGUGGGAGGAAUGCCCCACUUCACUCCCCUCCUUCUGAGCACUACACCAUCAUCUUCAACACCUUUGUCAUGAUGCAGCUCUUCAAUGAGAUCAACGCCCGCAAAAUCCACGGAGAGAGGAAUGUCUUCGAUGGCAUCUUCAGAAAUCCCAUUUUUUGCACUAUUGUCCUGGGUACAUUUGCCAUUCAGAUAGUAAUUGUCCAGUUUGGAGGAAAACCAUUCAGCUGUUCUCCCCUGCAGCUGGACCAGUGGAUGUGGUGUGUAUUUAUUGGAUUAGGAGAGCUGGUGUGGGGUCAGGUCAUUGCAACCAUCCCAACAAGUAGGCUAAAGUUUUUAAAGGAGGCAGGGAGGCUCACUGAGAAGGAGGAGGUCCCUGAGGAAGAGCUCAAUGAAGAUGUUGAAGAAAUAGAUCAUGCAGAGAGAGAACUCCGACGUGGACAAAUCCUCUGGUUCCGAGGGCUCAACAGAAUCCAAACCCAGAUCCGCGUCGUGAAGGCAUUCCGUAGCUCUCUCUAUGAAGGUUUAGAAAAACCAGAAUCUAGAACCUCUAUUCACAACUUUAUGACUCAUCCUGAAUUUAGGAUAGAAGAUUCCCAGCCCCACAUCCCACUCAUUGAUGACACAGACCUAGAAGAAGACCCUGCUCUCAAGAAAAACUCGAGUCCACCGUCCUCGCUGAACAAGAACAACAGUGCUAUCGACAGUGGAAUCAAUCUUACAACUGAUACAAGUAAAUCAGCUACCUCUUCUAGUCCAGGAAGCCCAAUACAUAGCCUGGAGACAUCACUUUAGCUGAAAAGGUCACUGCAAAAACAAAAACAAAAAAAAAAGAGAAAAAAGAAAUAUAAAAAGUUAAAGUAAAAUAAAAUAAGAAACCCCACAGCAACCGAGAUAUAUAAAUAUAUAUAUUAAAAAAACAUUGCUGGCUGAAAAGCUGUUUGAACUCUUAUUCACUCUGAGACAAGUGAAUGAAUUGUUGAUCACAAUGGUUUUGGGGAAAGAAUGAAUGGCUGAUUUACAUACCCCCCUCCUCCCCUUCCCUUUCAGAAAAACAAAAACAAACAAAAAAAUCCUCCUGCAUGAAUGUACUGUACACUGCUGGCCCUUCUUUUUCCUCUUUUUCUUUGUUUUUAUUUCCUUUUUUGUUGUUGUUGUGGUUUUUUUUUUUUUUUCCCUUGGUUUUUUUUCUUGUUUCUGUUUUUUUUGGGUUUUUUUUUCCUCCUUAAGCAGGAACUGCAGAGGACUUCUUUCUGAGGCUGUUUAUCCAAUUCACUGGUCUGUGAGUUUUUUGAAAUGCUUGUGUGGCAUGGACUCAAUUGUAUAGAUUAAUUUAAAUAACUUUUUUGAAGUUGCAAAGCUUAACUUGCACAGUAGAUUUGCACCAGUUGGACAGAGGAACUUAAACAUUUAUGAGACUAUAUAUAGAGAUAUAUACAUAUAAGUAUAUAGAUAAUUAAUUAUAUAUAUGUAUAUAUCUAUCUAUAUAUAUAUAGUUAUAUAUAUAUAAAGUUUCUUUGUUGGCAUGUUGCCUUGUUUCUGCUCAAAUUGCUCUGACUAUUUUAACUUAUUUAUGUCCUAAAAAAAGAAUGUAAUUUGUUUACAAACCUGUAGAUAAUAUCCUUAACUAUUUGUAGGGUUAAGAAAGCACUUCCUGCCGAAGUAGUAUAAAAAUGGCUCAGCUCAGCUCAUUGAAAAUGUCUGUACUCUCACAACCUGGAUAUUUUAUUACAACUGUGCUCUGAUUUCUGCCUGAUUUUUUUUGGUUUGGUUUGGUUUGGUUUUCUUUUUUCUUUUUUUUUUUUUUUUUCCUUUUUUUUUUUUUUGGUUAAUAAUGUAGAUACUGCUAGUAAAUAACAAAAGAAGCCAAAAUAUAACACAUUGGAUGUAGCAUUGUGAUCCUAUAUACAGGGAGGUAAACCAGGCUUCCUUUGUUUCAAAUAAAAAUCAAAAUGAUCAGGUUCUCUCCUUUUUUUUUUUCCUUCCUUCCCUCUGAUAAACUGCUUGAACUCAUUUUGGUGCAACGUACAAUAAUGGAGGCUAUUUCAUUCUUUAGACAUACAGCAAUGGCUUCAAAAACUAUUUUUAGAGAGACAUUAAAUGACUUUUUAAUUUAAAAUAAGUUAUAUUUGGUUUGUCUAUAUGGAGACAUAACAAAUGUUACAAUCUUGUGAUAUACUGUGUUAAUCCUUUUCAAUUAGUACUUUAGGCGUUUAUUUCCUUAUUAUUUGCAAAUUAUGGGCUGUUGGCAUUUUGGAUGAGAAUCACUGUAGGUUGCUGCUUUGAUUUAUUUUUUUUUAAGAACAACAUAAUUUCUGCACUAUUAGGACUGAACAAAUCUUUAUUAAUUGUGUAUUGAGAUGUGCUUUGUGUGAUUAUUUUUUUUUUUAACCACGCUUGUGUUCCUGUAGUAACACAGUAAUACAUUAUUUUACCUUGAGCUUUCUGCCAAGAAAGCUGCUUUGAAAACCUGCAGUACGGAAGGUGAAAAAUAUUUUUCAAGAUGGUAACAGCCCUAAAAACGUAAAAAUUAUGAGCUUAUACAAUUGCUUUGUCAACCACUUGAAUGCUAAGCACUUUGUGGAUCACAGAUUUUUCAUAAAUGAUUUUUGUAUUUAAUAUAAAGUUUGCUUGAAGACUUUUCAGCAUAUGAUUUUUUCCAUAACUGUACAGUGCAAAAGACAUUUGGAAUUACACAAUCGAUCAUGCCAGGCACGUUGGAACCAAACACCCUCCAACCAUCUCAGUCAAUUGAGUUAUUAAGGUGUUUUUCUGGUUGUCCUAAAGUUGGGUCCAUACAGUGGCGCAUCUCUGCAGUCACAGCAGCUUAACCAAGCCAGAACUCUCCAAACCGAGCUUAGACUCGUGGCCAAACUGCAGACUGAAGCCAGAUGUUUUCAGGGUGCAUCAGGACUAUCAGCCAGGUAAAGCUCUAAGCAGCUUCCCUUGCCAGCUGCUGGACUCUGGGGUAGGAGCUCUGCUGCUUUUGGCUCGUCCUUAGCUCUGUGGUCCAGGCUGUGCCCAGGUGAGCAGUGGGACCUGGCCCGAGCCCCCAGCUGUGGUGGCUGGCUCCCAGCACCCCGGCAGGAUGGUGCUCUGAAAUUGGUGAUUCCCCUUGUACACCACGGAUUGGCUCUCUGGGGCCUGCCUGGGAUUUCUGUCCAGAAGACAAACGCGGUCUCUAUUUACAGGGAAGCCUCUAGCUUUGGACUCGAACAUCUACAGAAUACUGGAAUGGUUUCUUUUCAGCAUCUUAACACACUGACUGUUUGCCUUUUUGUUUUCAAACACUCUUCAUAUUUUUUCUUGGUUCCAUUUUUUUUUAAUUUUUCCUUUUUGAAUGUUUUCCUGUAGGAGUACCCCUCCCUAAGGUACCAUUCGCAGACUUGAAAACUGUUAAGAAAACGAACACUGCAUUCUGUGUAUAUAUAGUAAAACAUAUAUAAACUGAGAUGCAUAGAAAACUUGGGCUUUUGUGAGCAGAGACUGUGCUUUAUGUAUAUGAUAAAUGAUAGACUUUUUUUUUUUUUUUAAAGCAGAAUAGCUAUGACCUUUCAACUACAAGUCGUGCAUCACAAUUCCUUUCUUUUAUUGCUUGACCUCUCUGUGAUGGGAACAAUGGAUCAAAAACCAAAAUGAUCAGUUUGUUAAAAUUCCCUGCAAUAUAUAAAUGCUCGCUCUCUACGUACUGUACUUAGCAGCAUGAGAUUUGUGGACAACAAUACAGUGGUACAUUGGCAAUCCAUCCCACUAGGGGUUAUUAAUAUAUGUUCAUUCAUCUGUUUUUAUGAAUUUUUUUAUCUAGACAAUAAUUGUAAAUAAAGAACUUAACUCUGUCUGUUCAUUUAAUACUAUGCAAAAGGUUAUGCUUUCUAUUGUUAUUCUUAUUCCUACAGUGUGAUGCUGGAAUGUUUGUGGUUUCAAAAAAAAAAACAAACAAAAAAAGACAAAAGUAAGUAAAAUAUGUGAUGUAAAUUAUUUUAUAGUUUGAAAGAAAAUGAUAAAGUUUUACUCUUGCUGCUUUCUGUCUAAUAGAUCUCUCUUGGCAGGAGCACAAGUGGAAAAUUUAAAGAAAUAAAUUCACAAAGCAGCAUGAACAAUAA